GAAAACAUCCCGUGACAGCGCCACGCGGAGGGGGUGUGGUGUCACAUGGCUGCACACUAAAGCGGAGAGCUUUUAUAGACAGCUGCUGUAGCAGAGAAACUUCUGCAGCCUCACACACUCUCUGAGCAUCAACACACACACACAGGUCCAAUCACCUGAGGAGAGAAGAUGGACGCUGCUUACAAGAGAGUCAACGGAAACUAUGGUCCCGAGGGAGAGGCUGACAACCAAGGCACAGGGAGGAGACGCGGCUCCAUGUACCUGGAGGAGGAGACCAACAAGAAGUCGGAGGUCAUCUCCUGCAUCUUCUCCCUGAAAGAGGAGGUGGGAGCUCUGGCCAGGGCUCUGCGGCUCUUUGAGGAGAAGGGCAUCAACCUGACGCACAUCGAGUCGCGUCCGUCAGGGCUGGACAAAGACCAGUACGAGUUCUUCAUCAGCGUGGACUCCAGCUGCUCCCAGGCCCUGGAUGAGGUCAUCGACGGCCUGCGCACACAGAUCAGCGGCCACGUGCACGAGCUGUCACGCAACAAACAAAAGGACACAGUGCCAUGGUUCCCUAAUGACAUCCAGGACUUGGACCGUUUUGCCAACCAGAUUCUCAGUUACGGCUCGGAGCUGGAAGCUGAUCACCCGGGCUUCACAGACCCAGUGUACAGAUCCCGCAGGAAGGAGUUUGCCGACAUUGCCUACAAUUACAGACAUGGCCAAAUCAUCCCCAGAGUGGAGUACACAGAGGAGGAGAGGGCCACAUGGGGGACGGUGUUCAAGGAGCUGAAGACUCUGUACCCGACUCACGCCUGCCGCGAGCACAACCGGGUCUUCCCCCUGCUGGAGAAAUACUGCGGCUACACCCAAGACAAUAUCCCGCAGCUGGAGGACGUCUCCCGCUUCCUGCAGUCGUGCACGGGUUUCCGGCUUCGCCCGGUGGCCGGCCUCCUCUCGUCCCGGGACUUCCUGGCUGGACUGGCCUUCCGCGUCUUCCAUUCCACACAGUACAUCCGUCACAGCUCCAAGCCCACGUACACACCUGAGCCGGAUAUCUGCCAUGAGCUCCUGGGACACGUCCCUCUGUUCGCUGACCCGGGUUUCGCUCAGUUCUCACAGGAAAUUGGACUCGCCUCCCUCGGUGCCCCUGACGAGUACAUUGAGAAACUUGCUACUGUGUACUGGUUCACCGUCGAGUUCGGCCUCUGUAAGCAGGGAUCGGAGAUUAAAGCUUUCGGAGCUGGAUUGCUUUCAUCGUUCGGCGAGCUGCAGUACUGCCUGACAGACAAACCCGCACUGCAGCCCUUUGACCCGGAAAAGACCAGCAUCCAGAAAUACCCCAUCACAGAGUACCAGCCUGUCUACUUUGUCGCUGAGAGCUUCGAGGAUGCCAAAGAGAAAGUCAGAAUAUUUGCCAGCACCAUCCCCAGGCCUUUCACAGUGCGAUACAACCCCUACACCCAGAGCAUUGAAGUUCUCGAUAACACCAAGCAGCUCAUGAACCUGGCUGACAGCAUCGGCAGUGAAAUGGGGAAACUGUGUGAAGCCCUGAGGAAACUGGCAUAACUGAAAUCUGAGCUCAAGCUACCUGAAGAUCACUUUUUCUUUAUUUUCCUUCUUCAUUGAAAUAGUCCUUUAUUAGACUGCGGACCUAAACGGUUACGCAGAUUAGUUUUUCUUCAUAUGUUAACAAAUAUGCAAUCAAAUAAUAAGAAUGAUAUAUAAAUAAAUAAAUAUAUAUAUAUAUACAUAUAUAUAUAUACAUAUAUAAUCCAAUUAGUAGCAAAUAUUCUAUGUGUAUUUCAGUUAAGUGAAUAAAGUGUAACAUACGGACAAUAAGGAAGAUAACAGCUGAAAUGUAUUACAGUAUGAACGUAUACAUGUUUCGUAGAUCAAUCUAAAUCUAAAGCCAUGUAAACAAAUAACUUUAGUUUAAUGCAAAACGACAACUGCAAUGAUCUUAUUUUUCCUAAGCAUUUUAAAGCUAAAACUUAUCGAGAGAUCAUUUUUGUCGCUAAAGCUUUAAUUUCACUUUGCUGUAUUAAAUGUG
Molecule: messenger RNA, 2035 nt
Organism: Paralichthys olivaceus (Japanese flounder)
Lineage: Eukaryota; Metazoa; Chordata; Actinopteri; Pleuronectiformes; Paralichthyidae
Gene: pah
Product: phenylalanine hydroxylase
Biological process (GO): L-tyrosine biosynthetic process; L-phenylalanine catabolic process
Molecular function (GO): phenylalanine 4-monooxygenase activity; iron ion binding
Source: RefSeq, a predicted model, not a curated record